AUGAACGCCAAAUGGUUGGUUUAUGAUCAAUCACUGAGAUUUGUGAUAGCAUUGUCAUUUAUCGAAUCCCGGGAAAAAAUCUCCAAAGCAACUAUACUGUUAAAAUUAUAUGUAUAAAAAAAAAUUUAAUCAUCAAUUGUUUGAGUGUUUGUUUUGCACAUAGCUGUCAAAAAUAAUAAUUAUGAUAAAUAAUUUAAAAAAAUAUAAUAUCGCUUGCGAUAUUAAUUUUAGCGACGGUUUUAACAUUACACAUGCGCAGAAGCGGCCCGACCUCUCGUGGUACAGACAAUAAAUAAUUAGCUUAUUACACAUUAUUUUAUAAUUUUUAAUAAUAUUCAGAUAAAGUUAGGUUGCACAGUUGUAGAAGCAACAAUACAUUGUAAAACUUGCUCGCAUACUUUAAUAUAUAUUUUUGUUCUUUACAGUUUCGGUAUAUUUUUAGGUAUGUAUUAUGUUUUAAUAAUAUAUAAACAAUUACAGUCUGUAACAUAAUAUACUGGGAAUUCCAUGAGUUGGUGCAUGCAAGUACUGUACAUAUUAUAUUAUAUAUGCAAUAAAAUAAAGUAAAAAUAAAAAAUAAAAAAAUACUAACUUAAAUGAAUAGGUACACAUUUAAAAUACAAUAGUAAUGUUAAUUUCACUCUCUGGUCGCUAGUAUUAAUUAUUUAUUUAUGAUUUAGGUCGAAAUCAAUUUUUUCGUUAUCAUUUUAUGUUAAGGCAAUUUAUGUGAUUUAAAUAAAAAAAAAAAGUGCUGAUAAAUGGAGCCGUCUUUAAACGUUCGUUAUUGUAUCGAAUCAGUUCUCUUCCGUGUAUUAUUGGAUACUGCUGUCAAAAACAAAACCGAAUGUAUUUUCCCAAUUCCACAAUUUAUCGCUCUCAAUAAUUGCUGGCUGUUAUUAAUAAUAAUAAUUGUUAUGCUGGCUUCCCUUGAGAGAAUAGAUAACACAGUUGCACUCAACAACAAUAACAAAUUAUUUUUCUGGAAUGUUAGUUGUUUGGUUUGUAAUCGAUUUAUUCUGCACAAGUACAUAUGUUAAAAUAUUUAAACCUUUUUGGUUCUCCUUUUUAAUCUUACUCAACAAUCUUUUUAGAUUCUGAGUGGAGCGAAGAAGCUUAUUACAAAAGUUUUACAAAGAUGUUUAUUUAUUUAUAAUUUUUUUUUCUGUAGACAAUUUUUCUACCAGAAAACUUUUUCUGAUUUUUAGGUGUACCUUUUGUGAAAGAAAAUCUGACUUGGAAGGUACUUAAAACAGGCCAUUUUUCGAUUUUCCCAGCAAAUUUGAAUAACAUAGGAUAACCAGGAAAAACGGGAAAAUCGGUACAAUAUUAAACAAAUAUUAUUAAAGAAAAUAUAUAGUGCCUAUUUAAUUAUUUUACCAUAAUAUGGCAUAUAUAUUGUUGACAAAACAUCACUAUCAACUGAACUGCACUCAGAAUCGUUUUUCGUUAAUAAUGGCUUAUCGUUGCUUACAGAUAUUCAUUUAAUUACCUAUAACAGUGACUACACCCGUUUCCAUUAUCCUAAGACGUUUUUUUUUAUUACACUGUUUGAAAGAAUACUUCUUAAGCUACUUAUGUGUGAAAUAAAAAGUUGUCCGCUGGUUUUUCUUCUAUUUUUCCUAGUCCGUCAAGUGUCUGCCCGCUUAUUGUGCCACACGUCACAUUUUAUUUUAUUUUUAAGCGCCUUUUAGUUUACUUUCCUUCGUGUGUUUGUGCCUAUUUAUUGCCUGUCUAACGCCUACAUAUAAAUUUUAGGCACCACUGGGCUUCCUUAUCAAAUAUUGCAAGCAGAACGCAAGGUUUAUUGAUAAUAAAAUAAUUAUCUCAUAUCUAUAAACACUGAGCGGAACAUACGUUGUGAAAUUAUUUCUAGGUUAUUUAAAUUCAACGUACUAUUUUUUACAGUAUUAAACUACAUACAUUCAUUACCUAUUACAAUAUAAACGUUUUAAAUGUUUCGUUUUUGUUUUAGCCGUUGUCAUAUAUAAUAUAUAUACCUAUAAGGUGUUUUACCUGCGGGAAGGUAAUCGCUAACAAGUGGGAGUCUUAUCUCGGCUUGUUGCAAGCUGAAUACACAGAAGGGUGAAUUGUAUUAUUAUAAUUUAAUCAUCAAAUAAUCAAUUCUUAAAUUUGUCUUCUGUUACAUGACCAAUGGUUUAACUACAUAUUAGUACUUGGCUACACAUUACGUGGUCAACUAAAUUAAUAAAAGUACCUCUUUAUAUUGGUAUAAUUAUUAAGACAUGGGAUCCACCAAACUCACUAAAAGUCCUAUUAAAAAUAAUAAUAAUGAUAUAUUAAAUUUAAGACUCAAGGAGCUCAAUUAAGAGAACACCAAACAAUUUAUGAACUAUUAAAAAUGUUAGUUAUUUAAAAAACUAAAAAAAAAAAAAAGUUUUUAUCUUUUAUAUCAGUAUAACUUUUAUAGCUGUAUAUUUAGGAUACAAAAAAUUUGAUGACAAAAUAUUCUCUAUAAAUUUCAUAACUGGUACUAGUGUGGUAGGUACUUUUACUCUAAAGUUAAAUUUAAACUAAUUUUACUUAGUCUUCAUGAGUAUUGUUUAUGCAUAUUGCUUGGUGUUUGGACUGAGACAGUAAAUGCAGUCGUAGCGUCUUCUUAAACAAAUAAAUAUACUAGCCCUAUGUUGGCCAUACAUUUAUAUCUAAAUGCAUUAAUGGGCCAUUCUUUAAUUAAAAUAAUUGAAAUAUAAAGAAUUUAUUUUAUACAUUUUCACUUGAAGUUGACAUGUUGUACAUUGUACAGAAUUAUUAUGGUUUAUUAGACUUUGUAUUAACCUAUGUGGCAAUUUACAUAUUCUUUUUGUUUUGAUAUUUAUCUCUUCAAAAUUUACCUACAUAAUAUUAUAGUCUUGUAACUAUUUUAGAUUCUGAAUGUAGUGAAGCAUGUAUUGGUUUUACAAAGAUGUUUAUAUAUAUGUAUAUAUUUUUUUUAAUGUGAACACUACCAGAAAGCUUACCUCAAUGUAUAUAAUGUAGACCCUUUUUCUGAAAGUAAAUUUUUUUUGGCUGGUACUUUAGGGAGGUCAUUUUUUGAUUUUUCCAGGUGUAGUUUUCAACAAAUCGAAAAAAAAACAGAAAAAUCUAUACAAAAUUAAACAAAUAUUAUUAAAGAAAAUUAUAAUGCCUAUUUAAUUAUUUUACCAUAAUAUGAUAUAUAUGUAUAUUGUUGACAAAGCAUCACUAACAACUGAUGAACUCAGCUCAGAAUCGUUUUAUCGUUGCUUACAGAAAUUAAAUUCUCUUCUGUAUCCUAUCUUCCCAACUUUCCAUCUAUAACAGUAGCUGCACCUGUCCCCAUUAUUUAAGGACAGGCUUUUUAUUUUUUCUGAUUUUCAUUAAUUUAUAAUUUUUUUUUCUUUUGUUUUACAUGGCAAUAAUAGCCACUGGUCUCCUUGAAUUACUGUCAUGUUCUUCAAUUUGGAUCCCAAAUUGUCUUCUAUUUGACAUAAUAUUAUUAUGUAAUUUGGUGCUUAUUAAUAAUGUCCUAUAUAAAAUAGUUGUUGAAAUGUCCCAAAAUAUGUUCAAGAACAUAUAAAUAUUAAAUAUACAAACAAUAAGACUUAUAAUUUGGCAAAAUAUAGUUGGCUAUUUAAUUAUUAUAAUUAAUACCUAUAAUACUUUUACAUUUUAAUAUUACUUUAAAUCUCCUGAGUUUACUUUACAUUGUUACUUAAAUGUUAGAUAUAAUUAUUAUAUUUAAUCAUGUUUAUAAUUUUUAUUAUUUUGCUUUCAGGGAUGCUUUAGAUGCCCUUGGACUAAAGCGGUAUUGUUGCAGAAGGAUGCUCCUUGGUCAUGUCGACUUAAUCGAAAAGUUACUUAAUUACUCUCCUUUAGAAAAAUAA
This is a messenger RNA of Cinara cedri, 3863 nucleotides long. Lineage: Eukaryota; Metazoa; Arthropoda; Insecta; Hemiptera; Aphididae. The record is from the annotation of a GenBank genome assembly.